Messenger RNA from Angiostrongylus costaricensis, 1182 nucleotides. The record is from the annotation of a GenBank genome assembly. NCBI's taxonomy places the organism in Eukaryota, Metazoa, Nematoda, Chromadorea, Rhabditida, Metastrongylidae.
AUGGCAGUUGACUAUGAGGUCGAUACUCUUGCGUGUGCUAGGAAUAAUCGGGUAGCCAGUCAACGAUUUUACAACCAAGUGAUGACGCCUUCACGGACGUUUUUCGUCCAGGAUCUGCCAGUGAUGUUGCAUCGUAGUCCUUCGGGUGCAAAGCGAAAAAUCAGGCAACGAAGAGAAGAACAAGGUUCGCGUCCCUCACCAUUCCUUCCAGCUUCUGCUUCAUCGUCCAAUCAGGCCUCUCCAGCAACGUCGAUUGGAAGCAAUUAUCGAUCAUUAAUAGAUUCGGGUGGUUAUCAAUCGAUUUUGCCAGAUUUCGACUCCUCUUUCGUGCCUGUUACUCAGCCAAGAUUGAAUUCUACGUUUUCGACGUCAAUGAGUUCAUUAGAUAUUACCAAUACGUCUUUAUCGAGUAGUUCAACACCACCCCCUCCACCUCACACAAAACCUACAGUGGAGGUGCAUCCGAUGCCUAACGAAGAGAGAAUUAUGGCACUAAACGACGCUGAAAUGAGGAAGGAAAAACCUAUGGUUCCAGCAAAGCCGAAGAAUCUGAAGGUUGAUCAUCUGAACAGUUUGAUUGGAACACCAUCAUCGGCAAGCUUUCAACAAACGUGCAAUGCAAGUGAUCGUGGUUCACAUGAAUUGAAGAAAGUAGAUGAGAAGCAAAUAGAGUCAAUCGGACCGAUGAGUCGGCGUGCUCGUGAUUUUGAAGGCGAGCGGAGUUCUGUUGACGAUGAUAUAUCAGCCAACGAGAGGAACGGAGAGUGCCUUCUCAGUGUUAUUGAAAAACAUGAUCUCCACUUAGCAAACAAGAUUCGACGUCAUAUAGAACAUUUCAAGGAGCUAUUGCGCUUCGAGAUGAAAUUGCGAUGUUUGCUGGAAAAAGUUGUAGAUCGCAUCCGUAGUGGAGACGACGAAACAGAAGCGUUGUUAGAAGAAGCUCGACUACGAAGAAGACUCUCCGAUGUGAACUUUCUUCGAAUGACUUAUGCCCGUCGUGAAAGGGACCUUGAAUGUGCUAUGUCACGUUUCUUCGAAGAAGAAGAAAGCAGGCAAUGGCACUUUUACAAGGACACGUUGGUGCAGUUAGUGCAAAACGAAGAGCACAUUCGUGGAAGCGUCGUGAACUCCAAGGGGAGUUUUCGAUCAAAGCACAUCAUUCGGCAAAGCCCAGAGAACUAA